This is a messenger RNA of Folsomia candida, 889 nucleotides long. RefSeq names its product platelet-activating factor acetylhydrolase IB subunit beta. NCBI's taxonomy places the organism in Eukaryota, Metazoa, Arthropoda, Collembola, Entomobryomorpha, Isotomidae. The transcript is spliced from 3 exons. Gene Ontology annotation, molecular function: phosphatidylcholine lysophospholipase A1 activity. The record is from RefSeq and is a predicted model, not a curated record. Bases 79 to 783 code for a protein of 234 amino acids.
UCGCAACAGUUGGCCCAGUCAAUUCCACAAUUUUGCCAAGCCCACAGGUCUAUUUAAAUUUGCAAAAGCUUUACAAGAAUGAAACAAUUUUUUGUGAUCGCUGCCUUAAUUACGGUCACGGCGGCGGGGUCGCCAUGGAUUCCUGAACCGCAAGAGCAGCAGGACUGGAUGCCUUGGCUGUGGUUGGAUCGACAUCAAGAAUUCGUUAACAAUAGUCAGCUCCAUGGGGCUAAUUUGACCGUAAUUUUCUUCGGAGACUCGAUCACAGAGGCGUGGGACUAUACCGGGAGGGCCGUUUGGGAUGCGAGAUAUGCCCCCUUGGGUGCGGCAAACUAUGGGAUUGGGGCCGACCGAGUGGAGCACGUCCUCUGGAGAAUUAUUAAUGGAGAGGUCGACAAUGUAUCGCCGAAACUUUGCGUCGUUAAAAUUGGGACGAACAACAUUUGGGGCAAUACGGAGUUCGACAUCGCCCGAGGCGUUGCCGCUAUCGUGAACGAGCUGAGAAGUCGCCUCCCCACGACGAAGAUCCUUCUCCUCGGCGUCCUCCCACGCCACAACGUGCAAACAAUGGUCCUAGUCGAUAAGGUUAACGAGUACAUCUCCAUCCUCGAUAAUGGCGGCAUGGUUCGAUUUUUCAACAUGCGGGACACGUAUUAUGUCGGUGAUGGCGUCUUCAACAACAAUUUGUUCGACCCUGAUAUGAUUCAUUUGUCCGGAGAGGGGUACUCCGCCUGGAAUAUGUCGAUGGAUGCGCUUUUCACAGAAAUGUGGAAUUCUAAGUGAAAAGACAAAAAGUUGAGCAACAUCUUCAAAUUAAAACAUCUAAUUAUGGUUUAAAAUUUGUAUUCGGUGUAAAAAAAAAGCUAGAAUAAAUUUGAUUUAAAACAUU